CGACAAUAGCAGAAAAAACAUCGAUUGUGGGUAAAAUUUUAAAACAUCGAUGGUGGCAUCGCUUGUUACCCAGCUCUAUUUACUCGUAUCAUUUCAUCCCUAAUCGCGUUCGCCACAAAUUGCUGAUUUUUCACAAUUGCAGGUUAAAAUCUAGAUAUUAAUAUUAAUAUGUAUUUUUGGGCUUUUCCAAACAAUUAAUAACUUUCAUUGUGCUUAAGGUGUGUGCACAAAUUAUACUUUGGCAAUUUUGUUAUUUUCAUAUACUUAUAUCGCAGUAAACCUCUACAGUAUAGAGGCACAAACAAUUGAUAAUGGAGUCGAUGGAAACAUCAGCUUCGGGUAAUGAAUCUGAAACUCCGACGGAUGCACCCUCUUUAAUGGAGACGGAUGAACCCAAUGAGACUCCAGCGUCCGUGGGUGCCGGCGCUGCGAAUGAACCAGCUACCGUUAAUACGGAUGCUAAUAAUGAGAAUACGGCCGGCACUGAACCCCGAGCUACUCAACCCGAAGAGUCAAAUGAAAAUGGCAACGUUAACGAAAAUUCAAACAUAAAUGGACAACCUAGCGACCAGCAUAAUGGUGUUUCAUCAAGCACCGACAUGCCACCGCCGCUUCCGUCUUCAGCUGGUAAUGCACCAUCAGGAGAAAACGAAGCACCAACACCAACUACUGCAGGGCCACCCAUAGAUGAGGAAGAUGCCAAAUGGCAUACGGUGGGAAUCUACACUGGACUUAAUGCAACGGUAUCAUCGUUCAUAGACAAUACCAUUUGGUCAUCUUCCGGUUUGAAACUGACGUCUAAAAACUUGCCAGAUCUUUCAACAAUUCAACGCGUUUGUCUUGAGCCAGGCACUGCUUACCGUUUCCGCUUGCGCGCCAUAAACACUGUCGGCACCAGUGAUUGGAGUGAGAUAUCAAGUUUUAAAACCUGUUUACCGGGUUUUCCUGGUGCACCGUCUGCUAUUAAAAUAUCAAAAUCAUCUGAAGGUGCCCAUCUCACCUGGGAACCACCACCGAGCUGUGUGAAUUCAAAUGAAAUUAUCGAAUAUUCAGUUUACUUGGCAGUUAGGCCGGUCAAAGACAAAGAUGGCAGGCCAAUAGGUGCGGGUGCACGUCUGCCCGCACAACUCGCUUUCGUACGUGUAUAUGUUGGUGCAGCUAAUCAAUGUACUGUAGCCCAUACUUCAUUGGCGACGGCACACGUCGAUUGUUCCAACAAGCCGGCUAUUAUCUUUCGGAUAGCAGCGCGAAAUGACAAAGGAUACGGUCCGGCCACACAAGUAAGGUGGCUACAGGAUCCCGUACAGAGUGGCACAUCACCCGGUGCUGGUUUGACGGGUGGAACAGGCAGUAUACAAUCGCCGACACGUAUUAAGCCAGAAUUGGGAAAUGCCUCGCCAAAUAAACGUUUUAAGGGGAGUGCAGGAGCUGGGGGCGGCGGGCGAACUAUACUUCCAUAGGUUGGAAGAUAACUGAAGAUUUUUGUAGGUAUUCAUUUGAACUUGAAAACGCUGAUCCGACAAGGGCAUUUUUAAAUUGCAAUGAAAUUAUAAAUGCAUACAUUAGCAUUUAGUUUAUAAGUCAUAAUAUUAACAUAAUUACAAAAAGUAAAUUGUUCAUCUAUAAAUGAAAUCCAUAAAUUAAGACAAAUAACCACAAUCAGUUGAAUAAAAAAAGAAAUAACAAAGUUUAGUAGGGCCAACACAAAGGCGUUUCAGACAGCUUUCACAUUAAACUUCCGGAGAUUUUCUGUAAACAUUAAAAAAAUAAUCCACUUUAUGUACGAAUGUAAUCGAAAAGUUCUAUAAAUAAACUAAAUUUUGAAAAAACAAAAAAUGCAGUUGCAUGAAAGAAACGUACAUAAUCAGGGCUACCACAGAAUCCAUCGUACUCCGAUUUUUCGCAAAAUCUACGAAAAUGAAAUUGAAUUCGAGUAGCUACGAGCGUAACGUACACUUUUAAUACAUACAUACGUUCGUAGCAAAUCGGAUUCUGUAAUAACAUUUACGCAGUUUUCACGAAAAAUAGGACUAGGAUAGAUUCUGUGAUAGCCACCAAAAGUUCUAAAAUUAUGUAUAAAUAAGGAUUACAUUUUUCAAAACUUCAAAAAUAAAAACAAAAUC
Molecule: messenger RNA, 2123 nt
Organism: Rhagoletis zephyria (snowberry fruit fly)
Lineage: Eukaryota; Metazoa; Arthropoda; Insecta; Diptera; Tephritidae
Product: host cell factor-like
Biological process (GO): chromatin remodeling; regulation of DNA-templated transcription
Cellular component (GO): histone methyltransferase complex
Molecular function (GO): protein binding; transcription coactivator activity
Source: RefSeq, a predicted model, not a curated record